This is a messenger RNA of Rhodotorula toruloides NP11, 831 nucleotides long. RefSeq lists its product as uncharacterized. The coding region runs from base 1 to 831 and encodes 276 amino acids. The record is from RefSeq and is a predicted model, not a curated record. NCBI's taxonomy places the organism in Eukaryota, Fungi, Basidiomycota, Microbotryomycetes, Sporidiobolales, Sporidiobolaceae. The transcript has 3 exons.
AUGAGCGGCGGUACACUUAUGAACGGCGCCGAAGCUUGGAAGGCGGCACUCCUGCGGUUCGCGCGGAGCAGGCCGUUGAUUCGGGGACUUGAGAUCUACGGUCCGGUCCAGGAGGAGGAGACGCUUAGGUGGGGAGCUUGUGACCUGAGCUGGGUGGAAACGUCUGCAGCAACUCUCGAGCGUCUUCUGCUCGCGAAUGUUGCAGUCGCACAUGACAACACAGUGGACCAUGUCCAGCUGUCAACUCUCCGCAACCUGGUCAUGUCCAACUGUACUGCCAUCGUCGACGCCGACCCAACGCUCCGGCAACUCAUUGCAGCAGCUACGCCAACCGCCGACACCUUUCGUCGCUUCCUGUCCCGCAUGUCCAGCCUCCGUCAACUCGAGCUUUUCGACCACAAGUACCUCGCUGCGGACCUGGGGAUGCUCGGCCCAUCUGACCUGCGCCUGGCAAACCUCCGCACCGUCACAGUCGAGUACAAAGCCCUCGCUUGGAUUGUGCCCUGGCCGCACGAGCCGUUUCGCCUCUUUGGCGCACAAGUCGAGCAUUUGACCGUUGUCAAUGCUCGGAGAACGUUCCAACCUGUGGACCUGCACCUCGAAUGGUAUCUCGACGACACCUCGGCAUUAAAGACGCUCACCCUAGUCGGGACAGAGCUGUUUCCGCCGCCUCUGUAUCGGGCUGGCGUUCAGGAGAGAGUGGCGGCGAUGGUUGCCGAUGGGAAGGUCGUCAACGUUGAGCUAAGGUUCGUCACCCUGGACGAGUGGGUGUAUCAGCGGGUCGACAUGGCAGGGUUGAGCUGGGUUGCGGGACAAAGGCCGUCUAGAUAG